Anoplopoma fimbria (sablefish) is the source of this 3241-nucleotide messenger RNA. It is a transcript of the gene atf6b, whose product is annotated as activating transcription factor 6 beta. The record is from RefSeq and is a predicted model, not a curated record. Gene Ontology annotation, cellular component: nucleus. NCBI's taxonomy places the organism in Eukaryota, Metazoa, Chordata, Actinopteri, Perciformes, Anoplopomatidae. Gene Ontology annotation, biological process: endoplasmic reticulum unfolded protein response; regulation of transcription by RNA polymerase II. Gene Ontology annotation, molecular function: RNA polymerase II cis-regulatory region sequence-specific DNA binding; DNA-binding transcription factor activity, RNA polymerase II-specific.
UCCCUCACGCCUAUUGGCUGAUCCCUCCUGUCAAUCAAACCGCGCCGUUACGAUUGGGCCAAAUCACCUUUUAAAACUUCCUCCCUCCCUCUCUUGCACAGCCCCUCAACGAUUGGUUGGCCGUUGCGCCAAUCGCCUUCUACGAAUCAUCUCAUUGGUCGCCCGUGUUGUCAAUCACAGAAUCCCUUCUUCUCAUUGGCUGCUGCGUUACAAAAGGGCGGGAACUUCCUGGAAAAAGCAUUUCCUUGUCUGUCAUAUGCGAAGCGAAGGGAAGAGCCGCCAUCCGGAGCUCAAAACUCACAACAAACACCUCCCCGACGCGUUUCAUUUGAUCUACACAUUAUAUAAAACCCCCACUGCUGCAGGAGAACGCAAAUGCGAAACACAGCGGCCAUUUUGUGUGUGUUUGUUUAGCCAGCUAGCUGCUAACACGUCGCCGUCGCCUCUGUGGUGAUGACUACGGACCUCCUCUCUGACCUGGACAGCCGUUUCUUCGCUGAUAACCUCCUGACAAGCGAAGACUGGGAUGCCUGCCUGUACCAGUGUGAGAGCAUGGAGGAGGGAGAGGAGGCCGACCUCGGCCGGGGGCUGAAAUACGAACCGUCGUUUGACAAUGACCUCGUGCUCACCCUCGAUCCUGACAACCCCACGUCGCCCUGGCAACACCUUGACGACAACCUUCUCACAGGGGAAACUCCGGUGAUAAAAAGUAAGAUGACCAUCACUCAGCCGUUACCAGUGGAAAUGUUGUUCCAGGUGAAAGCAGAGCCUCCCUCUCCUGCUUCCUCACUUGGGUCUGACUGCUCUUCAAUGUCACCUGACCCACAGAUCACCGUUAAAGGUGAAAACCCUCCGACUCCUCCGUACAUGUACGGAGACGUGCUCUCUCCUCCGCUGGGCUCCAUGGAGAUCACCGUGGCAACGUCAGGCAUACCCUCACGACAGAUGUCCUUAACGACGCAGAUCCCAGCAGUCAUCGGUGGAAUCCAGGCGCAGGCCGCCGUUCUGCCGGGCUCGGCCACAUUGAAGGCCAGCUCCAUCCUGAGCACCAAGCCUCCCAUCCAGCCCCGACCAGUCUGUGUCGCCGCCCUCCCCGUCCCCCAGACCCCCACACCGGCCAAGACCCUCAUCCUGCAGGGCCUCCCCUCCCUGGACCAGAACAGACCUGUCGUCUUGUCUCAGUCUGUCUGUCUCGGUUCGGCUCCGGCCAUCGUCAAAAUGGAGCCCGUCUCUCCCAGCAUCCCCCAGCACUGCUCCAGUCCCACGGCCCCGCCCACCAGCAAACCCAUCGUCCCGGCGACGACGGCGUUACCCGGCAACAACUCCAACGACAUCGAUAUGAAGGUGCUGAAGCGGCAGCAGCGGAUGAUAAAGAACCGGGAGUCGGCCUGCCAGUCGAGGAAGAAGAAGAAGGAGUACCUGCAGAACCUGGAGGCUCAGCUCCGGGAGGCCCAGCAGGAGAACGAACGCCUCCGCCGGGAGAACCAGGCGCUGAGGGAGAGACUGUCCGGGAAAGAGGGAAGCGACUCGGCGAGCAACAAGAGAGCGGUGUGCGUCAUGGCCGUCCUGCUGUUCAUGACCUUCAGCUUCGGACCCGUCAGCAUCUCAGACAGGAAGCUGACGGACCUUCAGGACGGCGUGGUGACGUACACGGGACGACGACUGCUGGAGCUCGAACAACAACAACAACAACAACAACAACGGGCGGCGGCUCAGCCUCCGAGCAGAGUGGAGGACACGACGGAGACGGAGGAGGACGUAGGAGACGAGGCUGCAGAGUCGUAUCAGUUCAGGAACCUGAGUGAUGUGUUCAGUGACAUGAAGGAUCUGGUGCUUCAGGACAUCGACCGUUACUUCAGCUCUUCAGACUGCAGACAGUUCAACCGCUCCGAGUCUCUCAGGCUGGCAGACGAGCUGAGAGGUUGGGUCCACCGACACCAGAUCGACAGGAAGAAGUCUGGAGGGAAACCCAAAGUCGCCAAGAAGGCAAAGAUCGCCCAGAAAGCUCAGCUGAGGAAGACGAACUUCUCCAGAUAUCUGCCGAUCCAGGCUCACCGCUCCAUAGAAAGUCAGCUGCAGGUUCUUCCUGGUCCCGAGGUCACCUACAGCGACUUCCUGGACGCCAUCGACCGCAGAGAGGACACCUUCUACGUCGUCUCCUUCAGACGGGAUCACCUGUUGUUACCGGCCAUCAGCCACAAUAAAACCAGCCGACCCAAAAUGUCUCUGGUGAUGCCGGCCAUGUCUGUGAACGAGAGUCUCUACAACUCCUCUCAGGGCUACGAGAUGAUGAUGCAGGUCGACUGUGAGGUCAUGGACACCCGCAUCGUCCCCAUCAAGUCCUCCGCCGUACCGCCGUCCCUCCGAGACCCGCCCCCGCCUCCCCCUCCUCCCACCACAACCACCAUCACCACGGCAACCACACCUCGCUGCGAGGGCGCCACCACCAGCACCCCCACCACCACCACCCCUCGCCUACGAGGCAACCUUUACCCGCCCGCCGACGGACAGCGGAAUAUUUAAUCAGCCAAUCAGAAGGGGUCUGAGGAGGGUUAAAGGUUACAUGUUUAAAAACAUCAUCAUCCCUCCGACAGGUAACACACACACACACACACAUCUCUGCUCUCUGGAAAAGUUACCUGCAGUUGACUGGAAACCGAAAAGUUGAGAAAAAACUCCAUAAAAACAUCUGCAUAGAAUUAAAAUCAAUAAUUCAAGCUGUCAUUGUUUAAACACAUAAACGGAGCCGAUAGAAACUCAACCCCCCUGUUCAGACAUUAAAUAAAAGCCUCUAUUGAAGAUGAUAUUCUAAUAUAUAAGAAUAUAUUUCUAGAAGUCGGGUAAAGACCCGGCAGCACAACGCACUUAGAAACAAUACUGCGUUUUUAAUAUUUAAUUGUGAAAGUGUACAGUUUGAAUGAAGCGUGGAGGACAGGAAGUGACCUCAUCAGCGAGUCCAGGUGCAGAGUCACACCUUCAAGAACUAAAACUCACCUGUUCUGUUUCAUUCAGAGAGAAAUCUAUUGAUCAGCAAUAAACCCGUUUAGUUAAAGUUGUGACCGUGCAGCUCCAGCUGGACUGAACGAGGUCACUUCCUGUGUUUCCUCGACACUACUGAUGGUCCGGCUCUCAGCGGUGUUUCUGUGGAGUUUACGUUUGUAUAUUUUUGUUGUUGUGACUCUCAGUUCUGUUAUGAGUCGGCUGCUGCAUGAAGCUGGAUCUUAAAGUUAAAGGAAGGAAA